Molecule: messenger RNA, 858 nt
Organism: Parasteatoda tepidariorum (common house spider)
Lineage: Eukaryota; Metazoa; Arthropoda; Arachnida; Araneae; Theridiidae
Product: zinc finger MYM-type protein 1-like
Source: RefSeq, a predicted model, not a curated record
AUGAAUACAACACAGGACAUAUCGAAGGUAAAUCAGCUAAACAUUGUUGAGAGGUAUGCAGUAAUAACCAGAUCGGAAAAUGGAGAGCCAAUUGAUAUAGAAGUAAAAGAAGUGUUUCUAGGCUUUUAUGCAGCCAUCAAAUAUGGCGCAGUAGAUUUAGUCAACCAAGUGACAACAUUAUUUAUCGACAAAAAUAUUGAUUUAAAAAAAUGUGUGAGGCAAAGCUAUGAUGGAGCCAGUGUGAUGAGUGGUGUGUAUAAUGGUGUACUAAAACAUAUUAAGGAUAUCCAGCCUAACGCAGAGUACGUACAUGGUGCCACUCAUAACUUAAAUUUGGUGAUAAAUGAUGCCGUUAGCAGUUGUGUGGAAAUACAGAUUUUCUUCGCAACGUUGCAAGAUUUGUAUAACUUUUUCGGAAACAGCAUCAAACGUUGGGAUCUACUGUCAAAAUUCACUGGCGAAUCGGACACCACUCUAAAAAAACUAAAUCCGACUAGAUGGUCCAGUAGGGUCAAUACGAUAUGUGCAAUAAAACUUCGUUAUUUUGAUAUUAUCAAAGCAUUAUCAGAAAUAGUUAUAAAGAGUCCUAAUAAAGAUGAGCGUAGUGAAGCAGAGAGUAUUAAAACAAAAAUGCUGAAUUUCGAGUUCGUGUUUCUUUGCGAGUUCAUGCACAGUGUAUUGAACGACAUCAAUUAUGCAUCCAAAACUUUACAAAAAUGCGGCAUCGAUUUGGGCGAGGCGAGUAAAGUUGUAGCAGAGACCAAAGCAAAGUUGCAAAUUUAUAGAAAUGAUUUCGAAUUAUUCAAGUGCAAAGCCAGUGAAACUGCAAGAAAAUCAGGUGCUGAUACCCAUUUUUAA